CCAUGUCAAAAAGUAGAAAUCAAAAUAAUGCAUUUUUGCGAUUUAGCAGUUUGUUUUAUAUAAAUCAGGAGAAAAUGUAAUUUGAUAAUUGAAGAAACACGUGUAUUACCAUCUAUAUAGGCUAAAGUUGCAUAUCCGGUGUAAGUUAACAUUAAUUUAUUAGAAUCUUUUUGAAUAUUCGUGUGUAAAUAUGAACACAAUUUUACAAGUAGGAAUUAAAUUUGAGAAAAUAACUGAAAGUAAACAAGUUUAUAAUGUUAUUUAUAUGGAAUAGUGUAGUAAUUUAACCGCGCUACUGUCUGAAAACAGAGAAGUUAAUGCUUCCAUUCAUUAAUUUUGCUAAUACAGAAAAAAAUAUUAGUUCACAGUUACAUGUUUUCUAUUUUGAUAGAAUAUACGAUACGUAGGAUUUCUAGCUAUAAAACUCUAAUGAUAUAGUGAUUAAAUGAUAAACGAAUAGCCCACAGCCGAAACUAGUAAAUUUGAAAAAGAGAAGCUGUAAUACGAAAUGGCAAGUAGAUUACGAUUCGAAGAAGAUUUAAACAGUGAUCCUAUCGUUAUUGAAAUAGAAACUUCAGACGAUGAUGUGAUAUUAAAUGAUCAUAUAGAAAUAAGUGACGAAGACUCUGAUUUAGAAUAUAACAAUGUCAACGUACUGAUCUUAGGAAGAAAUAAACCAAAGCCUCCAACUGAAUCUAAUUUAAACCAUAAUAACAUUGAUAUAAGUCACGAAGCUAAUAGAAUCUCAAAUAGAAAUAAAGACAGUGAUAUCCAUAAGACGUCUGAAAUAGUUCUCGGACAGAAGUCAUUGAUAAAUGUGGUUGAAAAUAUAGUGGAUGAUAGCUUGAGUUCUAAUGAUAGUAAAGCCUCUAAAACAAGGAAGCGACCGACUGAACUGGAACGACUUGGAGCAGACGUGACCAACAGAAGUGCAUCUGCUGAAUAUGAUGUGUACGGUGAUGAAAAUCAAAUAUUUAAGAAGUAUAAGUUCAGGAAUCCUGGACGAACAUCAACAGAUGAUCCGUUUUCUUUGGCAGUAGAACAAGCCGACCAAUGCGAAGACGACGUUUUAGUAUGCCUCAUAUGUAUGCAGGAAUUCAUGACAAUACAAGGUCUUAAAAGCCACUUGCGAUACCAUGAACGCAUUCAAAAGUUCACCUGUUCGUUUUGUUUAAAGAAAUUCAAAAGUAAUUCAUGUCUGAUCACACAUCGGAACGUACAUAACUCAGAAACUUUCUCUUGCAAGCAAUGUGAACUAACGUUUCCUAAUUACUGUGAUUAUUUACUACAUAAGUAUACACAUAACAAUGAUCUAAUUUUCAAAUGUUUAGAAUGUGAUACUCUAUUGCACCGGGACUCGUUUAAACAGCAUGUUUUGACACAUUUUGAGAAACCGAUGAACGGACAGUGUAAUGUAGAGAAGAAUAUAAAAUCAGAUUUUCCUUAUCCAUGUGUUGAGUGCGGUAAGGUGUGUAAAAACAGAAGAGCUUAUAAUUAUCAUAUAAGUAGACACACCGGUGUUAAAAAAUAUCAAUGUUUAUACUGCGGUACGGGUUUCCGUUCAAAAAAGGCUAAAGUUAUACACACUUUAACACAUACGGGUGAAUCUAAAUUUAUAUGUUAUGUUUGUGGGUACAAAACUAACGAAUUUGAAGAUUUAUUUAGGCAUAAACAGUGCCAUUUGGAGAGUAGAGGAUUUACUUGUGGGUAUUGUGAGAAAAAUUAUCCGCAUAAAAGUUUUUUAGUUAAUCAUAUGCGCUGUCAUUUUCAAAUUAUUUAUUAUCCUUGCGAUGAAUGAUGCGAGGCUUAUAUUUAUAAGAAUCUCUUGCCGGAAUACUGAAACGUUACUCAAUUUUAAGUCGUGCUUAAAUAUCGUGCCAUCUCUGUCAUUUCACAAAG
Molecule: messenger RNA, 1899 nt
Organism: Spodoptera litura
Lineage: Eukaryota; Metazoa; Arthropoda; Insecta; Lepidoptera; Noctuidae
Source: RefSeq, a predicted model, not a curated record